CUGUAAAUCUAUUGCUACCUCGCAGCCUCGGCCCUGAAGAACGGGAGGGAAGAACACAAUUCCCCCGUCGGCGGUGGGAAGUUGGUCAAUAAGUUCCCCCGACGCGCCAUUUCUCCUUUCCUUCUUCCUUCCGUUCUUUCUUUUGGGGGAUCUUUGCUCCUAGCAGGAUCUCUUUCUUUGCUUCUUUCCUCGAUUCUCUUCUUCUUGGAUCGGAAUCACUUCCAUCAUUCCGAUCUCUCUUUCCGAUCCCUCAUUACUCUGAUCCAGAUCUGUGUCCACCGACACUUUGGCGUCACCUUCUUGUAUCCGUUGAGGCUCACUGGCCUCGCCAAUUUGUGUUCGAAUAAUGGGGUUUCGCUCAAACCCUAGGCUUCUCCUUGUUUUCGGAUUCGUGCUAUUGGUUCUUUCCUGUAUCUCUGCUCAGGACGCUGCUGUGGAGAAUGGGAAAGAGGAAUCGAAUGAAUCAGCAUUCAACAGUCUCGGCCGGCGUGGCAUGAUUGAUAGAAAUGACAUUGACAUCAACUCUGUCAGCUUGGGUGUUACCCUGGACUCGGGUCUUGGAGUUUUUGAUGCGUUCUUUGCUAGCUUCUCGAUGAUCCUCGUUAGUGAGAUUGGAGAUGAGACUUUUAUCAUAGCAGCUCUCAUGGCAAUGCGCCACCCAAAGUCAACGGUUUUAUCUGGGGCUCUUUCUGCAUUGUUUGUUAUGACAAUACUUUCUACUGGACUGGGAAGGAUCGUGCCAAACUUGAUAUCAAGGAAGCAUACCAAUAGUGCAGCUACAGUUCUUUAUCUAUUCUUUGGACUGCGGUUGCUUUACAUUGCCUGGAGGUCUGAUUCAAAAUCAUCACAGAAAAAGGAAAUGGAAGAAGUAGAAGAAAAGCUUGAAUCCGGGCAAGGCAAAACAGGCGUCCGCCGCGUCUUUUCUAGAUUCUGCACACCUAUAUUUCUGGAGGCAUUCAUUUUGACCUUCCUUGCAGAAUGGGGUGACCGUAGCCAGAUUGCAACAAUUGCAUUGGCCACGCACAAGAACGCAGUGGGCGUUGCAGUUGGCGCAACAAUAGGCCACACCAUCUGCACAUCAGUAGCAGUUAUAGGAGGGAGCAUGCUGGCUUCCAAGAUCUCGCAGAAGACGGUUGCCACGAUCGGAGGCUUGCUCUUCCUGGGUUUCUCCUUGUCGUCGUAUUUCUACCCACCUCUAUAGCUGCACGCUAACCCUCCAUUCUUUUCCCUCGGCAGAGCAAAUACAACAUCAGAAAUCUUUUUCGCCUGCAAUUUUCCCAUCCUCCGGUUCUACUUCCUCAUUCCUUACUAAAUAGUCUCACUGUGACAACUCCAAGCGAUUUGUAAUCUUGAUCUAUAUUUUCUUGUAUAAUGCACACCUAUGAUACUCUAGUUUUUGUAGAUGGGUUUACUAGGUAAAUGUAAAAUUAUGUCAUGGAUAUGUAAACCUUUGUCGGCCAAAUGUGAUGUGAUUAUCGGCGAAAUCGCUUGCAAUUCGUCUAUCAAUGCUAUCGAUCAGAUCGUCGGUGCACACAAUGCUA
This is a messenger RNA of Linum tenue, 1541 nucleotides long. The record is from the annotation of a GenBank genome assembly. Lineage: Eukaryota; Viridiplantae; Streptophyta; Magnoliopsida; Malpighiales; Linaceae.